AUGGCGGCGCCCGCACACUCGAGCCGAGGAGAGCCAGGCCGGGAACGGGAUUCGUUCCCUUUGUUCUUCUCCGGAGCCCACGUCCGAGAGGCCCUUUCUGGAGGCACGCCUGGCGCCGACUCUCUGGGCGAGCCCUUCCGCGGCGGGACCGGCCUACGCGCUCCGGAGUCUGGAGGCGCAGGGGGGCAGGCCGGAGACAACCGAGCCGACGCGGAAGGGCGUGCGCUCCGACGCCGGAGGACGGAGGAGACUCCCCGCCUGGAGGCAGGAUGGAGGAGACAGAGACGAGUGGUGAGCCUGUGGGUAGCUCGGUCGGCGGCGGGCUGGCGAGCAGAAGGCCAUUUGUGA
Messenger RNA from Besnoitia besnoiti, 348 nucleotides. RefSeq lists its product as uncharacterized. Bases 1 to 348 code for a protein of 115 amino acids. NCBI's taxonomy places the organism in Eukaryota, Apicomplexa, Conoidasida, Eucoccidiorida, Sarcocystidae. The record is from RefSeq and is a predicted model, not a curated record. The transcript has a single exon.